Molecule: messenger RNA, 804 nt
Organism: Gongylonema pulchrum
Lineage: Eukaryota; Metazoa; Nematoda; Chromadorea; Rhabditida; Gongylonematidae
Source: the annotation of a GenBank genome assembly
AUGAUACAUACAUAUAUGAAAUUUUUCAGGAUAAGCAUGCUUUGCGAUGAAGUUUAUAAUGAUCUUGCCAUGUAUUUCGACCAACUGUUCAUACAAAAGUCCUAUAACAGCAGCCUCGUUACCCUGCGCAGCAUCAGUCUGUGCGGUCAGUUUUCAACACAGCUACUAUGCAAUCUGUUUUCUAGGGUCAAAGGGGAAUCAAACGCUGCUGGAACGAUUUGUGAGACAGUUAGAGAUUACGAAAGCGAUUACAGGCAUCUGAGGCGAGCAGUGCAUAUCGAAGUGCUUCGGUGUAUCGAACUUAGGAUUGUUGCAGAAUACUUAAACGCCAUUGCGAGCAGGAAAAUUACUUGCACGGAAUUCCACAAGCGAUGCGCCGUUGCAAAGCGCCUUAAAAACGAUGCUGCAGCAAUAAUGAGGACAUUUGAUCCUCUGUUAUCACCGCUUGAGGUGAAUGGUGAGGAGAUGGAGACUUUACCGAAUGUUUUGCAUUCCAUGGCGGAGUUCAUCAGUCUUCGUGAUAAAAGCAUGCUUCCGUUGGAAAUAGCAUCACUGCUCCAAAAAUAUCCGGACAUCACCGAAGACCUACUUUUUUCACUGAUUGACGCGCGUGAUGACGUAACUAGCACCGAAUCGAGAGCGCUAACAGAGGAGUGCACGAAAAUGAUUGAUAAGAAGCGGACGGAUCCAGAGCUAGCCAAACUCUUCCAUAUGGCGAAAGGCGAACGGAAAACUUCACAAAUCAUCAGGGAUGUUGUGCCUAGGUUACGUCGACGUGUCAAAGUGUCCAUUGCUGGUCAGUGA